This is a messenger RNA of Acanthoscelides obtectus, 887 nucleotides long. Lineage: Eukaryota; Metazoa; Arthropoda; Insecta; Coleoptera; Chrysomelidae. The record is from the annotation of a GenBank genome assembly.
CCAAAUUAGAAGAGAAAUUUAUGGAAAAUACUGCCAAUUUAAAGAAAGAAUUGGAAGAUAAAAUUAUGGAAAAAUCUUGCGAGCUGGAAAAAUGGAUUUUAGAAACUUUGGAGAGCAGAAUUCAAGUGCAAGGCAAGUUUGCCGCUUUAGAUGUCAAGACCAUCGACGAACGACAGCGUGGACUUCCGUUGGAAAAAUCAAACACUAUGAUGAGUUAUGUAGAUCCCUCUUACAUUUUACCAUGGCAGUAUCAAAAUAAUGCUUCUGAAUGCAGAAAUAUUGUUUUACAACAGUACCUAUAUCCUCAAACAUGGACAGAAAUGGACCUCUCAUCAGCAUCAUAUGCCAUUGUUCCUGUAUUUCCAUAUACACCUGAAUACACUUGUUUGAUAGAUCGCUUCUUUGGAGAUUAUACUUGCAACAUUAAAGGCUUAUAUAGGGUACAAAACCCUCUAGCUUACAUGAAGUUUAGUCUGCGGUUGGAGCAAUACAGAAAGAAGGAGAGUUGUUGUGUCAGAACCCUUUUUCAUGACACACCUAUAGAAAACACAGAAUCUAUUUGCAAGAAUAACUUUGACUGGCGUUGUGGAAGAAGAUACAAAUAUGGUCCAGGGGUUUACUUCAGCAUCUCACCAACAUUGGCCAAUCGACACUCUUCCAGGAGCCGGAGUUUGGAUAGAUCUAUGUUCAUGGUGGAUGUGUUGAUAAGUAAAGUUUUGACAGUCCCUGAGGGUGCAGAAGUUUCUCUUCCAGAUCUCUAUUAUGAUGAAGACUAUGAUACUGUCUUAUGUCAUGGAGAGCAAACUUACUUAAAAAGCCUGUGGAUUUUUAAAUUUGUUAUUAUUGAUAAUGUAAGUAUAGUUUCAAGGCAUGAGAAAAAAAAUUGA